CAGAAAGAUGUUUUGAUAAUCAUUUCUAUAAUCUUUAGCCUAGCCAUUAAUCACAGUUCUAUUAAAAAAUGAAUGCAAUAAAAAAUUUAGGUCAUUCCAUUAUUAACAACCUACCACAUGCCAAUAAGCUGCUAUUGUGUGAUGCUGGUUCCAAAUGUCAAAAUAUGAUUGGGAAACAUUUGGUUAAAUAUUCUUCACAUAAAACUUCACUUAAUCAGCAAAAUAAAUCUGAAAAAAACAAAGUUGUUAUUGAUCAUUCUAAGAAAAGUCAAUUUAUAUUUGAUAGAGAAGAUAAAUAUGGUGCACAUAACUAUCACCCAUUGCCAGUUGCUCUAAAAAGGGGCCAAGGCGUAUAUGUGUGGGAUGUGGACGACAAACGUUACUUUGACUUUUUAAGCGCUUACAGCGCCGUGAAUCAAGGUCAUUGUCAUCCUAAGAUAGUCAAAACGCUGCAAGACCAAGCGCAGAUAUUGACACUCACAUCCAGAGCGUUCUACAACGAUGUACUGGGCGAGUAUGAAAAAUAUAUUACCGAGCUGUUCGGCUACGACAAAGUUCUUCCCAUGAACACUGGCGUGGAAGCGGCUGAAACGGGAAUAAAACUCGCUCGUAAAUGGGCUUACACAGUCAAGGGUAUACCCAAUAACGAAGCCAUCGUCUUGUUCGCCGAGCAAAACUUUUGGGGUCGAACACUGGCUGCUGUUUCGGCCUCCACCGAUCCCGAAUGUUUUGAAGGGUUCGGUCCGUUCAUGCCCGGUUUCGAGAUCAUUUCUUACGAUGAUUUGGCAGCGCUAGAAAACGCCAUUCGCCAAAAUUCUCAGCGCAUCUGCGCAUUCAUGGUGGAACCCGUUCAAGGGGAAGCUGGAGUUAGAGUCCCCUCUCCCGGUUAUUUGAAAGGUGUUAGGGCUAUUUGCGACAAAUAUAAUAUCCUCUUUAUAGCUGACGAAAUACAAACUGGAUUGGGAAGGACUGGGAAGAGAUUAUGUUUAGAUCACGAAGGUGUUAAGGCUGAUAUUCUCUUACUCGGAAAGGCGCUCUCGGGUGGACUUUACCCUGUUAGUGCGGUUCUAGCUAACGAUAACGUUAUGUUAACCAUUAAGCCCGGUCAACACGGCUCAACUUAUGGAGGUAACCCUCUGGCAUGUAAAAUUGCUCAAACGGCUCUUAAAAUAAUCGAAGACGAAAAUCUAGCUGCAAAUGCCGAACGCCUGGGCAUAAGGUUGAGAGAUAAUCUAUCCAAACUUCCCAGAGAAGUGGUCAAAUUAGUUAGGGGCAAAGGCUUGUUAAAUGCUAUAGUAGUUCACGAAGGUUAUGACGCGUGGGAUCUUUGCUUGAGACUUAUGAAGAAGGGUUUGUUGGCUAAACCCACUCACGGCGAUAAAAUAAGGUUGGCACCACCUCUCAUCAUCACGGAAAAGCAGAUCGACGAAUCUUGUCAAAUAAUUACGGAAACUGUCAAAUCAUAUCUCUAAAACUUAUAUUUUCUUAUUUUACUAAUUUCAACUACAUUUUGGAACUCAAUUUAAAAAAUUUAUCUCAAUAAAUGACAAAUAAUAUUAAAAUCACUUCAUUUUAAUCCUAAAAUAGUUUUUUUUACCCAUAUACAACAACAAAUAUAAUAUUUGAUACAUCACAUAAUUAAUCAUUUAAUAUCUAAUUAUUUAAUUUUAAGGGGAAUUUUGAUUUAUUUAUAAUAAU
This is a messenger RNA of Gordionus sp. m RMFG-2023, 1698 nucleotides long. Its product is annotated as ornithine aminotransferase, mitochondrial-like. The record is from RefSeq and is a predicted model, not a curated record. The transcript is spliced from 8 exons. Gene Ontology annotation, cellular component: cytoplasm. Gene Ontology annotation, molecular function: L-ornithine transaminase activity; pyridoxal phosphate binding; identical protein binding. Lineage: Eukaryota; Metazoa; Nematomorpha; Gordioida; Chordodea; Parachordodidae. The coding region runs from base 69 to 1472 and encodes 467 amino acids.